AUGGAUGGAAACUCACUGGCUCGACUUUUACAAUUAAAAUCUGAGUAUAGCUUUGAUGAGCUUUCAAAGAGACCUAUCUUCCGCAUAUUUUCAACUAAAUCUGAGCCUUAUUCUUCUCUUAAUUUUAAUCUCAUUGAAUGUGGCUUCUGCCUAUUGGUAAAGCAGUCAUCAAGGAUAAAAUAGGGUUCAGUCGGUUAAGCUGGUUUGGAUUGGGAUGAGAAAAGGAUCGAUACCAUCUUGCUCCUAUUUGGCCCCUAGACCAAGGGGCAUCGAAGUCUUCGGUCUUCCUCUUGGGUGAACUCCUUGCCUUGAGGCGCCAGUGUCGAGUGUACGGACUAAAAAACUGCUUUGGUGAACGAAGGUUGUCUGCAAAAAAAAUCGCAAAAAAUGGAAUUUCUGGCCACAUCAAGCAAAAAGGAAAAAUUGGUAGCUCACGGCAUAAUUCCAGGUUAUACUCUAAGGAUUUUCCCCGAUUGUUCGGGCAUUGCCUGCAGACUUUGCUGGGUUUCCCCUUCCCUUUCCAUCCCUUUCUUUCGCAGUAAAGUCCAACUCUGAAAGUAGUACUUGGGCUAGGCUCCGAAACGACAUGAAAUUGCUUACCUAUCAUUAAUAUCCAUUUCUAAAUUGGUAAAAAAUUUGCUGGAUAUAAUUAAAAAUAUAAACUCAAAUCUAGGCCAUGCCUAGGCUGAUACGCCAUAUUUUAAUCACCUUAUUCUUAUCAAUCUCCGUCCAGAAGCGAGUCGCUUUAUUAUAUUGACAACACCAAAAUUCUAGAAUUGGUAGGGACUGGCUAUGGCCAAAAAAUUGGGCUUGAUGAUAACAGCAAGACCUGGUUUGUCGAGCUAUGAAUCAAUAAAUUAGUCAUAAAAAUCUGGAAAAGCCCUGAUCGCGAAUGGGGAGAGAUAAUACAGCCAGAAAAUUCAGGAAUGACUACAGAAAAAUGGAAUUUCCUUUCUAAUGAAAAAAGCUACGAAAUGUUCCAUGUAGAGGAUAAUAAUGAUUAUGGGCACAAAUGGGGAAAAAAUGAUGAUUCUGAAUGGAAAGAAAUUUGGCAUACAAGGCCUAAUAGCAAAUUUUUGGAAAAGUACUGAAUUACUAGAGAUAAAAAAUGGGGAGAAAAAGAAGGCAAAGAAAAUAAUAGAGUAUGGGGCGAAAAAUGGGAGGAAACUGCUGAGUUUAGAGAAGUUACGGCUUGGAAUGAGGAAAACGAGAGAAAAUGGGGUAAGACAGAAGGAAAGAAGGGGGAUUUUAGCUGGAAUGAAGAGUGGUCAAUCGAAAAUGAAAGAAAAUUCAAUAAUAAGUGGUGGUCUGAUGGACCCAAGAAAUGGGGCACAAAAUCAACAGUUGAAGGGGUUUCAGAAGCACAUGAAGAAUGGGAAGAAAUAUAUCAAUUUAACACAAAUGCCACUCUGCAAUACUAAUAGUCAGAGCUUAUUUCUAUAGAAAAAUACUUACAAAUCUUAAAAAUCAUUUCAUUUAUACCUUAAUAAGCAUAGGCUCUUCAAAGAAAAUAAAAAUUACAUAUGAUGACGGCUUUGGACAUAAAACAAUAACUACAGAAAAUAGAUAAGAGAAAGAUUAUUUACGGGCUUUUUUUCAGGCCAUUCCCAAUUAAAAAAUUUCUUAAGAGUCUUGUCAAAAAGCUUGGAAAUUUUCAGUCUUCUUUUCUGGUGACGUUAUCACAAAUUGGUGAUGUCGCCAUCUCUAUAGGAGAUGUCUACUCCUUUUGAAUCCAAGAUCUAGAGGCCUCAAGUCCUACUUCAGAGGGAUGAUCAGCUAGGAAUGAUUCUCUAGGCCCUCAUUCACCUCCUUAGCUUACACAAAGCCUCCUAGCAUCCUUUAUUUUGUGAAGUCACCUUGGAUUUGCGGCUGCACAACUUAGGGGCCAGUAAAAACCCAAUUAAGCUUUCAAAAUUCUCCCCGAAUUCUGCAAGAUAUGGACACUAGGCCAGCGACUCCAGGAGUGGGUCAACUUUUACCCAAAAUGUGCAAAAAAAUGAAAGUAUAACUACAGAAGGAUACGGCGAUGAUUAUAAAUACAAAGACGAGUUCACUGAAGAUGUAAGCACAGGCGAAAUGAUGACCCAAAAACAAGGCCACAGCGGCAAAGAAACGUGGAGCAGCAUAGUCAAGCAGUCUCCAGGCAAAUUUUAUGUCCACAACAUUGGGCAAGACUCAAAUUCCUCUUGGGAAGAAACUUGGCACGAAGAAUCCGGCUUGAAAUGGGCCCGCAAAAAAGGAAACAGCUCUGCCUGGGGCUCUUGGGAAGAAUACUGAAAAGAAACCCCAGGCCUUAAAGAGUGCAGAAAAUGGGGCAGAAAAGAUGACGAGUGGCUUGAAGAAUGAAAAGAAGAACCGUCUAAAAAAUACUGCAGAAAAGAACAAAAGAAAGACGGCAAAAUUUAUGUCCAAGAAUGAAACGAAACCUACGAAGACGGAAAAAUGAUCACAAAAGGAAAUUUCCUUGAAGAUGGCGUCACAGUAAAAGAGUGGGAUGAUAUUAUUAUCCCUUUACAAUUUUAA
Molecule: messenger RNA, 2523 nt
Organism: Blepharisma stoltei
Lineage: Eukaryota; Ciliophora; Heterotrichea; Heterotrichida; Blepharismidae
Source: the annotation of a GenBank genome assembly